UAUAUCUUUUCAGAAAUGUAUGACUCAAUGGUUUUUAUGAUUGUGAAACUUGGUUCCAUUUGGUUGUCUGAUUGUCUCCCUUCACUAAAUGUGUUAAAGGAACAAUGGCUUACACACAAAAGGGCUAUUGUUGAUCGAGAGCGCCAUGUUGCACCAAAAAAGGAGAUAUCCAAGGAAGCAAAGGAAGGGAAGGAAGUCAAAGAAAUGGAAUCAACAAAAGAUACUAAAAUCAUUGAUAAGCUUGAAAAAGAGCAACACUCUGUGUCAACCAGGCAGACCGGCAUAGAUAAAAAGGAAAAGAGUAACAAAGGGGACAAAGGAAAUACAUCCGAGGGAAGGGGUAAUGCAAGUAGCACAAAACUUGAAAGCAAGGAUGCAGAAGAAAGAGGCAAGGAAGCUCAAAAUGUUGAGAAACCAGAUUAAGGAGAAGUAGC
Messenger RNA from Benincasa hispida (wax gourd), 434 nucleotides. Lineage: Eukaryota; Viridiplantae; Streptophyta; Magnoliopsida; Cucurbitales; Cucurbitaceae. The record is from RefSeq and is a predicted model, not a curated record.